AUGGAACGAAGUGCCGUCCACUCCGCUAUCAAUGUUAUCUCCCAAGAGCCAUUCUUCUUGCCGGGAACUCUAAGGCUCAAUCUUGAUCCUCACGAGCGAGUUUCUGAUGAAAGUUUGAUUUCCGCAGUUGAAAAGGUUGGACUCUGGACUCAAAUCAACACAAAGGGCGGCUUAGACAUGACUUUCAUGGACUCAGACUGGUCCGUGGGACAAAGACAAAUGCUUUCACUGGCCCGGGCACUCGUUGUCGAUGCCCCGAUUUUGGUUUUGGAUGAGGCGACUAUGUUGACUGGAACACGGAGUCUCUAA
Molecule: messenger RNA, 309 nt
Organism: Talaromyces marneffei
Lineage: Eukaryota; Fungi; Ascomycota; Eurotiomycetes; Eurotiales; Trichocomaceae
Exons: 2
Coding region: 1-309 (102 amino acids)
Biological process (GO): transmembrane transport
Cellular component (GO): membrane
Molecular function (GO): ATP hydrolysis activity; ATP binding; ATPase-coupled transmembrane transporter activity
Source: RefSeq, a predicted model, not a curated record